CAUAGUACGCGUAAACUGUAUGCUGGUAUAAAGCAGUCGCCUCCUCAGUGACAGUUGAGCCACGAGUUGAGAAACAUGUGUUGCCGGUCCCUCGUGCGGAAACCUUAACUCUUUAGGGUUUACGUCGUAAAUUUUGGGUAGAAUGAGUGUCCAAGAGUGCGGAGGGAGGACGGCAUUAGGCCUCCUCCUCUCGAAGGAAAUGUACGAGCGGCUCCUGAAGGAAAACGGGCCCAGUACCGAAUUGUUUACGUCUUACGCAACUUACCUAAGCCAAAGAGGUAACGUUAACGAAAGUCUGGAAGUGGUCCACCACUGCUACAGGAUGUUUAACGUGACCGUGGAGGAACUCUUCCCCGUCGUCAGUAAACUGAUCGACUACCUGAGACAGGAGUCGAGGGAGAACGCUAAUCCGCCCACUAGGAAUGUGUUUUCGUGUCCGUCUUGUUGGGGAGUGUUGCACGAACCCAUCACCCUAACCUGUGGCCAUACGUACUGCAGACGGUGUCUUUUGAGGGAGGUGCCCAAAACGUGUCGUGUGUGUCAGAGUAAACAGAAAAAUGUCAGCUUUACGAAUAUAAAAACGAACGUCCUCAUAUCGUCCCUGGUGGACCGCUGGUGGUCGAGUGAGGUGGACGGGGUGAAACUCAGGACUAAAGGGAACGAAGCCUUCAGACACAAGGACCUGGAACAGGCUGUCAGUCUCUAUGCCGAAGCCGUUGAUCGUGCUCCUGAAGAUCACCUCCUCCUUAGUAAUCGGGCUCAUGUGCUUCACACACUGGGUCGUGCUGAAGAGGCCUUAGCUGAUGCUGAUGCUGCUGUGAAAUUUCAGCCGGAGUGGGCAAAAGGCCACUUUAGGCGUGCCAUGGCCCUCAAUUCUCUUGGUAGAUAUGAAGAAGCCUUCAUUUCCCUUCUAGAGUGUGCUGUGUUAGAAGACUGCUGCAGUAUAAGGAGCAUUAAAGAGGAAGUUACUAAGGCAUUGCAUCGGAUGUUGGUUCGACUGACAGUAGCUAAAAGGUUUAAUGUUGAAGGAAGAAGCAGUUGGCAUCACAAAAGUUUUUCUAGACAUAUGAGUCAGUCUUUGUCAGAUGCUGCUGUUCCAUCGCAAUCAGAUUCGGAAGAAAGUGAUGUGGACAGUGAAGAUGGUGGACGACAGCGGCCGUCUGGGUCCUCCAUCUCUCUUAAUAUUGAGGAAGUUACUCAGAUUCGUAAAAUGAUAGACAAAUUUUAUCUACAUCAGGAAAGGCGCAGAAAAAGCAGCAGUGGCUAUGUGCGCAGUGUUGAUCCAAAUAAUUUUGAGAAGAAUGACUUCGAGUGUACACUUUGUUUUCGUUACCUGUUCCAACCAGUAACAACUCCAUGUGGUCAUAGUUUUUGUCGGCCAUGUCUGGAUCGUUGUUUAGAUCACUCAACUAAUUGUCCACUAUGUAAAACUUCCAUCAGAGUGUGUUUAGCUGAACGAAGAUCUGCAGUAACUGAGUUCUUGGAUGUUGCUAUGCAUAGUGUGAUGCCCAGUGAAUGCACAGAAAGGCGGAGACAGCAUGAAGAGGAGCUUGAAGAAUUGGCUAAUGCAGGAAAAGACCGCCAUCAUGAAAUUCCAAUUUUUGUUGCAACAGUAGCAAUACCUACCAUUAUGUGCCCUCUUCACGUGUUUGAGCCACGUUAUCGUUUGAUGAUCAGAAGAUGUAUGGAAUCGGGUACUAGAGAAUUUGGGAUGUGCAUGCCGUUGGAUAAUUGUGAAAAUGGGUAUGCAGAGUAUGGAACCAUGCUGGAAAUUAGGGAUGUUGAAUACACACCUGACGGUAGAUCUGUGGUUAAUACCGUUGGAUCUAGGAGAUUUAAAAUUGAGAGUAAAAGUGUGAAAGAUGGUUAUAAUACUGCUGCAGUUGAAUUUCUCCAAGAUGAGGGAAUCCCUUCAGAUCAUUUAGGUGAAACACGCCGCUUACAUGAUGCAGUCCACAGGGUAGCUUCUUUAUGGUUUGAAUCUGUUGAACCCACUACCAAAAGACGAAUCCUAGGCCAUUAUGGGCCAAUGCCAACAGUUGAAGCAGAGUACUGGACACUACCCAAUGGACCAACUUGGAUGUGGUGGAUAGUAGCCAUCCUGCCCUUAGAUGCUCGUAUUCAGCUUUCUGUGUUGCGGGAAACAAAUUUGAGACGGAGAUUAGAAGUUAUUCGGUGCAUCUUAAAAUGUGUGAUGGUUCAACAACGUGCAUGCCAGGUUAACUCUGGGACACAGUGACUAGGAUACUUUUUUACCUUGUACCUUAUGGGAAUGCAGAAAAAGUUUUUUGUAAUGGCAGUGAUAAUUCUCUGUAUCAUUUUGUAUUUCAAAUGAAUUGGAAACGUUUUCUGCAUUCAUCUUUUUCUUCAUUAUUUCUAUUUAAUGAGACUGAUCUCAUAUGCCAAAUAAUAUUACUUUACAGUAUUUUAUAAAGCUUUCUACCACUGUCUUCUCUGUACUAUCUUCUGUCAUAAGUAGAACAUUUCUUCAAAUAUGUACUUGAUGGGAUAAGUACGAUUUAGCCUGUUCUUAAGAGGUCUGGUUAAUGAACUUCUCAGGUCCAAAUUUGUUGUGUAUCACAAGUACUGUACUGUAACUGUGGCCAAGGUUAUUUAUUUAGUAUAAGGCUUCAUAAUUGUAUAUUCAUUUAUCAUCAUCACAUUUUUUAUUGCAAUUAGUUCAUAACUUUAAAAGUGGGCUUAUCACUGUACCAUUAAACUAUUCAAAAAUUUUCAGUUCAGUUUUUGCUGCAGAAAAAGGCUUCAGUAAUCUGUCAAGUUUAUUUGAACCAGUAAUUGGAAAACUUAUUUUUGCCCAGUAUAAAACUAUUAGGUAGCAGUAUGUAGCUAUCCUUUCCAUUUUUUGUAUAUUUACUGUAUAUAAUUAUUUAAAUGUCCCACUCCUAUCUUAUGGUCUGGUUUUGUCACGAUUUUUCUCUUAUAUACCUAUUUAUUUACAUAAGCUGAAGCACAAAAUUCAUGUGGCCACCUUGAGUUGGCAGAUGAAACUGGCUGUUGGAGAAAUAUUUCUAUGUUAUUUUUUAAAUAAAAUAUCUUAAUUAAA
Messenger RNA from Macrobrachium nipponense, 3064 nucleotides. RefSeq names its product LON peptidase N-terminal domain and RING finger protein 3-like. Gene Ontology annotation, molecular function: protein binding; ubiquitin protein ligase activity; metal ion binding. Bases 143 to 2239 code for a protein of 698 amino acids. The record is from RefSeq and is a predicted model, not a curated record. The transcript is spliced from 7 exons. Lineage: Eukaryota; Metazoa; Arthropoda; Malacostraca; Decapoda; Palaemonidae.